Nycticebus coucang (slow loris) is the source of this 917-nucleotide messenger RNA. Its product is annotated as endogenous retrovirus group K member 13-1 Env polyprotein-like. The transcript has 5 exons. The coding region runs from base 97 to 585 and encodes 162 amino acids. The record is from RefSeq and is a predicted model, not a curated record. Lineage: Eukaryota; Metazoa; Chordata; Mammalia; Primates; Lorisidae.
GUUGGGCAAAGGGGUAUGCAUCAGCCCAGCGGUUCACAGUCUUGAACACACGAAUUGGAUUGCUGACUCAAGUGGCUCUGAGGCGGGUGGCAAACGAUGGAACAUCCAAAGAGGAAGGGUUCCCCGUCAGAGGAGAAUCGCAGAAGUGAGUGUGAGAGGACAUAUUGCUGGGCGCCUGCCAGGACACAGACAUAUGGCGGUAUCCAGCUCAGGGUUUCUGGAAGGAAUGAAGAGAGGAAGAGUCUGGCUGUUGUUGGACAAGUAAGGCCAGUGGACAGCAACAUCUGUCACAGCAAGCAGGGUACGGCUGGACUGAACCUGGUUGACUGUCUACUUAAUUUCCAGUCUCCAACCUUAAGGAUCUUUCUUCUGCGUGCCAAGACUGGGGUCUGCCUGCCAGUGAAGAUGAUGAGGUCUUGGGAAGAAUCCCCCGCAAUUUCGAUUCUCGCAGAUCUGGCAUGGAAGCUGACGAAGAGGACCAAACGGUUUAUCAGUCUACUGAUAGCAGCAAUUCUUGGAAUUAUAGCCGUCACUGCUUCUGCAGCUGGCAAUGGAAUAGCCCUUACUGAAUUUGCAUCUAAUUGACAUCAAGAUGCAGAAAGGUUGUGGGUUACUCAAAAACAAAUUGACACAGAAAUUUAUAAUGAGUUAGCUGAUUUAGAACAAACAGUAAUUUUGUUAGGAGAUCAAUUGUAUAGAGUAGAAAAACAAAUGAAAUUAAAAUGUGAUUGGAGCUUAGUUCGAGGGGAUCGAGACAAGAUGGCGGACUGAAGCCAGCUUUCAACAGAGGCUCCCGCCCAGAAGGAGAGUUAAGGGACAGGAAUUUAGUAGGUGUCCUGGUGGACUUGAGCCUCACCAAGAGAGAAGGUUGAAGAACGUACAUCAACACCACUGAGGCAAGCUGUGAUCACAAGGAC